GGAGCACGUGCGGUUCUGGUUCUCCCACCACUCCCCUCCGCCACUCCACAGCGGCCCACACGCAUGGGCACGAAGCAACGGCGCCGCCGGCGUCCCGGCCGGCGAUGCCAGUGACAAAAUCGCGCGAUCGCGCCGGCCUUUUCGUGUUGACGAGAGGCAAAGAAGCGAUCGCGCCCACAGAGGAAAAAAAAAAGAGAGGCUCCGGUAGGAGACAGUGGAGAGAAAGCACGGCACUGCGAUGCAAGUCGUAGCAGAAAAGCAAGCACCGGAAAGCCGAGGGCACUGCAUGCGGCGGCGAGCCAACAAGCGAGAUCACGAUUGGCUACCCGGCCGACCUGGAGCCGGGAGCCCCACCACUGCGCGUGGCCGCAUGAACCACACGGAAGCGGCCGAGGAAAGUUAGAGAUCCAGGAGAUGGUGGAGCAGCCAUCACCGGCAACGGAGAAGACGACGGGGAAAUCCGGAGGAGCCAAUCUUCACGCUAGGGCAGGAAAAAGAAAGUUGCAAGGGCGCACAGGGCGGUUCAGUGCAAGCAAGGCUAGCUCUACCCUGGCUAUAAAUACCCUCGUGGGGCUUCAAUACAAGGCCCAUGCCUCUCAACCUACAAGCUAAGCUCACUCAGCUACUACUCACUCACUAGUCACUGCUCAUGCCAAGCUUGGAGUACAACAACUCCUUCGUGAAUCUUCUUGACAAGCAGCUCCACAAGCUCUCCACGUCAAAGAUGAGGAUCAGCAAGAGCGCCCCCAACCUCCUGAAGAAGGCGGCGACGUCGGUCAAGAGCAAGACCGACGCCCUGAGAACGAAGCUUGUCUUCGUGGCCUCGCUACGCCGAAGGCUGGCGAUGGUCGGCGCGAUGUCUCGCCAGAUCCACGCGCUCUCCAAGUUGAACGGCCAGGCAGAGAAGCAGGCCAGGGUGGAGCACGGCAGCAAGGCUCUCAUCACGACGCACAAAGCGGCGGCGGCGGGCGAGGAGCCAGCUGCUGGUGACCAUGAUGGCAGGGCUCCUCUUGGCAUGUUUGAGGUGGCGGUGUUCGAGGAAGGUUACCAUGGCUACCCUGACUGGACCCUUUCCCUGUUCGACGAUGACCAUUGUUACAACGAUGAGGAGGAUGGCGGCCAUGACGGCGACGACGAGAACGAGGAGCUUGACGUUGUUGAUGAUGCGCUCGAUGGGCCCUCGGUCAUCGAGAUCAUCAGGAGCAACCGGGAGGCCCAAGGUCUCGAGUUCAACAUGGACGACGUGAUUGACGAGGCUUGUGACAUGUUCAUCAGGAGAUGUCGCAGCCAGAUGAACCUUAGCCUUUACUGAUCCUGCGUAUAGUUGUGUAUGUAGUUUACGUGAAUGUUCCGAGGAUGAACUGCAAAGAAAUUAAGAGUCUAUAGCACUGACAAACUGAUGAGCGACGGUAUAGAAGUAUGGUAAAAACUAUGACAAGGCACGACGCAUAAGAAUCACCUAUUUUCAUCUGUCA
Messenger RNA from Panicum virgatum (switchgrass), 1475 nucleotides. RefSeq lists its product as uncharacterized. The coding region runs from base 650 to 1312 and encodes 220 amino acids. The transcript is spliced from 2 exons. The record is from RefSeq and is a predicted model, not a curated record. NCBI's taxonomy places the organism in Eukaryota, Viridiplantae, Streptophyta, Magnoliopsida, Poales, Poaceae.